Perca flavescens (yellow perch) is the source of this 3207-nucleotide messenger RNA. RefSeq names its product NLR family CARD domain-containing protein 3-like. NCBI's taxonomy places the organism in Eukaryota, Metazoa, Chordata, Actinopteri, Perciformes, Percidae. Bases 1 to 3207 code for a protein of 1068 amino acids. The record is from RefSeq and is a predicted model, not a curated record. The transcript is spliced from 10 exons. Gene Ontology annotation, molecular function: protein binding.
AUGGGAGGACCUCGGGAGGAGCGUGAGGCUCGUGCAGGACCUCAUAAGAGGGUCUCUGUGUUUCCAGCCCACUGUAACCUGUCGUCCAGGAUACAUCAAAGACCAGACUCUGCUAAACCUGAACUCAGCUGUGUGUCCAUUAAGAGCGACUGGUCAAAUGAUCACAUAAUUAACUUUAAAGGAGAGCAACCCUCUGCUGAAAAGAGAGUGGACCAGGAGAGCUCAGAACUUCCCAGUGGUCAGUCUGCCCAGCAGCAUCAAACACACCAGGACUCUAUAUUUAUGGAAGUAAGUCCAGCUGGUGUUUGUAAGCGUAAACUCAAAUCUCACCUAAACAAGAAGUUCCAGUGUAUGUUUGAGGGGAUUGCUAAAGCAGGAAACCCAACCGAUCUGAAUCAGAUGUUCACAGAGAUCUACAUCAUAGAGGGAGGGACUGCAGAGGUCAAUAAGGAACAUGAAGUAAGACAGAUUGAAACAGCAUCCAGGAAACCAGACAGACCAGAAACAACAAUCGGACGAGAAGACAUCUUUAAAGCCCCACCUGGAAGAGAUGAACCAAUCAGAACAGUGAUGACAAAGGGAGUGGCUGGCAUCGGGAAAACAGUCUUAACACAGAAGUUCACUCUGGACUGGGCUGAAGACAAAGCCAACCAGGACAUCCAGUUCACAUUUCCAUUCACCUUCAGAGAGCUGAAUUUGCUGAAACAGAGAAAGUACAGCUUGGUGGAACUUGUUGAUUACUUCUUUAGCGAAACCAAAGAAGCAGGAAUCUGCAGGUUUGAAGAGUUCCAGGUUGUGUUCAUCUUUGACGGUCUGGAUGAGUGUCGACUUCCUCUGGACUUCCUCAACACGGAGAUCCUGACUGAUGUUACAGAGUCCACCUCAGUGGGUGUUCUGCUGACAAACCUCAUCAGGGGGAAACUGCUUCCCUCUGCUCACCUCUGGAUAACCACACGACCUGCAGCAGCCAAUAAGAUUCCUCCUGAGUGUGUUGACAUGAUGACAGAGAUCAGAGGGUUCACUGACCCUCAGAAGGAGGAGUACUUCAGGAAGAGAUUCACAGAUGAGGAGCAGGCCGACAGAAUUACCUCCCACAUCAAUACAUCACGAAGCCUCCACAUCAUGUGUCACAUCCCAGUCUUCUGCUGGAUCACUGCUACAGUUCUGGAGGACAUGUUGAAGUCCAGAGACGGAAGAGAGCUGCCCAAGACCCUGACUGAGAUGUACAUCCACUUUCUGGUGGUUCAGUCCAAAGUGAAGAACAUCAAGUAUGACGGAGGAGCUGAGGCAGAUCCACACUGGAGUCCAGACACAACGAAGAUGAUGGAGUCUCUGGGAAAACUGGCUUUUGAGCAGCUGCAGAAAGGCAACCUGAUCUUCUAUGAAUCAGACCUGACAGAGUGUGGCAUCGAUAUCAGAGCAGCCUCAGUGUACUCAGGAGUGUUCACACAGAUCUUUAAAGAGGAGAGAGGACUGUACCAGGACAAGGUGUUCAGCUUCGUCCAUCUGAGUGUUCAGGAGUUUCUGGCUGCUCUUCAUGUCCAUCUGACAUUCACCAAUUCUGGAGUCAACCUGCUGUCAGGAAAAGAAACCUCAUCAUGGCUGCCUAAAGUCUUCAGAGAAAAACUAAAACAUCUCCACCAGAGUGCUGUGGACGAGGCCUUACAGAGUCCAAAUGGACAUCUGGACUUGUUCCUCCGCUUCCUCCUGGGUCUUUCACUGCAGACCAAUCAAAAUCUCCUACGAGGCCUGAUGAAACAGACCGGAAGUAGCUCACAGACCAAUCAGAAAACAGUCCAGUACAUCAAGAAGAAGAUCAGUAAGAAUCUGUCUGCAGGGAGAAGCAUCAAUCUGUUCCACUGUCUGAAUGAACUGAAUGAUCGUUCUCUAGUGAAGGAGAUCCAACAGGCCAUGAGUUCAGGAAGUCUCUCCACAGAUAAACUGUCUCCUGCUCAGUGGUCAGCUCUGGUCUUCAUCUUGCUGUCAUCAGAAGAAGAUCUGGAUGUGUUUGACCUGAAGAAAUACUCUGCUUCAGAGGAGGCUCUUCUGAGGCUGCUGCCAGUGGUCAAAGCCUCCAACAAAGCUCUACUGAGUGACUGUAAUCUGUCAGAGAGAAGCUGUGAAGCUCUGUCCUCAGUUCUCAGCUCCCAGUCCUCUAGUCUGAGAGAGCUGGACCUGAGUAACAACAACCUGAAGGAUUCCGGAGGGAAGCUGAUCUCUGUUGGACUAAAGAGUCCACACUGCAAACUGGAGACUCUCAGUCUGUCAGGCUGUCUGAUAUCAGAGGAAGGCUGUUCUUCUCUGGUCUCAGCUCUGAGCUCCAACCCCUCCCAUCUGAGAGAGCUGGACCUGAGCUACAAUCAUCCAGGAGACUCAGGAGUGAAACUACUGUCAGCAGGACUGAAGGAUCCACUCUGGAGACCGGACACUCUCAGCUCCUGUAUGGAGGCCUUCAUCUUCUUCCUCACCUGGCUGAUCUGGUCUCUUAGCUGCUGUGUGGAUUCAGUGGAUGUCUGUUUAGAAAGCAGUAUCUCCUUCAGCUCCACCAGCUCUACUUCUUGCAGAGACAGACUCUCAUCUGCGACACUCUGCUGUCCAGUUGACUGCUGUGCCCUGAAUGUCUCUGCCAGAGCUCUGAUGGUGUUUAAGUCCUCUUGGACAGAGCUGAAACUGGCCUCAUUGCCCUGGAACAUGAUGCUGGACACAAACACAGUGAACAGAAAACUCAAACUGUCUGACAACAACAGGAAGGUGACACGUGUGAAGAAGGAGCAGCCAUAUCCUGAUCAUCCAGAGAGGUUUGACUACUGUCAGCUGCUGUGUAGAGAUGCUCUGACUGGUCGCUGUUACUGGGAGGUUGAGAUGAGAAGAGAUGUUGUUAUAUCAGUGAGUUACAGAGGAAUCAGGAGGAGAGGAGACAGAGCUGACUGUUGGUUUGGAUGUAAUGAUCAGUCCUGGAGUCUGAGCAGCUCUGAUGAUGGUUACUAUGUCUAUCACAAUGACAGACCAACAUCCACCUCCACCUCCCCCAACUCUGGUAGAGUAGCAGUGUAUGUGGACUGGCCUGCUGGCUCUCUGUCCUUCUACUCAGUCUCCUCUGACUCACUGAUCCACCUCUACACCUUCAACACCACAUUCACUCAGCCUCUCCAUCCUGGGUUUGGGUUCUGGUCUCCUGGUUCCUCAGUGUCUCUGUGUUCUGUGUAG